AUGAACCAAAGAAACAACCACCAUCUGAUCCUUUUCCCUCUACCCUUCCAAGGCCACAUAAACCCGAUGCUCCAACUGGGUCGGAUCCUCUGCGCCCGAGGCUUCUCCAUCACCAUCCUCCACACCAACUUCAAUGCUCCAGAUCCGUCCUCCCACCCUCACUUCACCUUCCGAUCCAUCGGUGACAGCUUCGACCGAUCGGAGGCCCCCCCAUCGGACAUCCCUGGCCUCCUCUUGCUCCUCAACACCCGGUGCGCAAGCCCCUUUGAGGAACGCCUGCAGGAAAUGAUGUCAUCGCCGGGCGGUGAUUCAGUGCCUGUCGCAUGCUUGAUAUCGGAUUCGCUGUUCAGUUUUGCGUGUGAUGUAGCUGAGAGGUUGAAGCUUCUUGCACAUGCAUCAGGUUCACAAUCCGAAGAGGCAGUGACGGAGUGUCCACCGUUACUAGUUCGAGACAUCCCCGGGAUCAAGUUGCAGAAACCUGAGAUGGCGUUGCAAUUAUUUGGUAACAUGAUUAAGGUAAUCAAGAGCUCUCCCGGUGUCAUCUUCAACACGUUCGAAGAGCUAGAGCACCCUGCCCUCAUGUCGGUCUGGGAAGUUUUGUCGGUCCCCGAUUUUGUGAGCUUCGGGAGCGUCGUGGUCUUGAGCGAGUCAAAAAUCUCGGAGAUCGCACUAGGCCUAGCCGACUCCGAGCAGCCCUUUUUGUGGGUGGUCCGGCCGGGGGUAGUCUGCAAUCUGGAGUGGCUACAGAAGUCGCCAAGCCACUUCCUUGAGGCGCCGGAAAGGAGAGGGAAGACAGUGAAAUGGGCACCUCAAAUGGAAGAGUUGGCUCAUCCUGCUGUGGGAGCAUUUUGGACCCACAGUGGUUGGAACUCGACUUUGGAAAGCAUAAGUGAAGGAGUGCCAAUGUUGUGCAUGCCUUUUCUGAUCAAGGAGUGA
This is a messenger RNA of Eucalyptus grandis, 936 nucleotides long. RefSeq names its product UDP-glycosyltransferase 76F1-like. Gene Ontology annotation, molecular function: UDP-glycosyltransferase activity. The record is from RefSeq and is a predicted model, not a curated record. The coding region runs from base 1 to 936 and encodes 311 amino acids. The transcript is spliced from 3 exons. NCBI's taxonomy places the organism in Eukaryota, Viridiplantae, Streptophyta, Magnoliopsida, Myrtales, Myrtaceae.